AUGGCUGCCGGGCCUGGGGUCCAGGGGAGGCGGAGAGGGGGGAUUAGGGGAACCUCGCUUUCCGAGCUCCCCGCCGGCCCUCGAGGCCUUCCCUGCCCGGCCCCCAUUCCCGGCCCCUCCCACCCGGAAAGCCCGCGGCUCCUCGCCAGCGCUCUGGGCUGCCCCCCGAAAAUUAAACAAGUGCGGCAGGCACCCCCGCCCACCCCGCCCCUGCUCGGGAACUUCCGAGCAAAGUUGCUCCAGGGCCCGGAGCGCCAGCUGAGAGCGCGGGGCGGGUCUUCGGCGGCCCCGGGCGAGCCCCAGGAAAGGGGCGCCCGAGCGGCCUCCCCGACCCCGCGCCCGAGCCCGCCGCGGCCCCCGCGGCCUCACCUGGGCUCCCCGAGGCUCCCCCUCCCCCGCCGGGCGGCCGCCGGCCUCCCUCAUGUGACGCGGGAACAGCUGCGGCCUGAGUCACCGGGGCCGGCCCGGGGAGGGCCGAGCCCCCCGCCCAGCGGGAGCCACGUGGCCCCCCGGCCUGCAGGACAGCGCCCACGCCCGCCCAGGGAAGGCUCGGACGGCCGGGCCCUGCAGGCGCCUUGGGGCCCUCAUGGCGCCCCCACCUCCGUGCCAGCUCGUGGUAGGACGGCGGGACCGAGCGCCGCCUGGUUCCCUCUGGCUCUGGGCGCGGCAGAGGAGGCGGGCGAGGGCCGAAAGCGGGGGCGGUGGGUGGCCGGGAGCUGCCCUCGAAGUCGCCGCCGAGUCGCUUCCUCCGCCACCUCUGGGAUCGAGCCCCUACCCCCAGCCCCAGCCCCAGCCCUGAGUCUGCAGCGAGAGCCGUGGGCUGCUUGGGACUGGGUGGGCCAGAAUAAACACGUCCAGGGAGUCUCGCAAAUUCUAAAAAUGCCUCCCCGCAGCCCCGGGGGCCACAGGCUAGAAGAGCCGGUGCGGGAAGGGAGGCCCUGGGGGCGCCUCGCCCCCCACCCACCCCGCGCAUCCAAAGAAGGCCCGCGACGCCAAGGAAUGCGUCCACCGACUCCCAACACAGGGCGCUCAGCCAGGACGGGGGACCCCGCGUGGGGAGGGGAGAAAAGGGCCGGCCACUGCCGAGCCCGGUUCCGGCGGACGACGCGGCUGCGGGCGGGCGUGCGGGACAGCAGGGGCCGCCGCGCCUUACGGCCGUCUCGCCACCCGGCAGCCGCACCUCUCAGCAGCGCGCAGGCCUCCCGGGCCGCGAACCCCCGCGGCGGGGGCCUCCCCGCAGCGCCAGACCCGCCCAGAAGUGGCGCAGGCCCCGGCCCACAUUUGCCGCGAGCCAGUCAGAACCUCGGAGGAGGCGGGCCUGGAGGUUGCCGGGGUAACGCCGCGCUGGGGGUGGGGGGGCUCCCCGGGCUGGAGAGCAGUUGCCAGGGAGACCAGGCGGUGGGCGGGGCGCCCAGGCGCAGUUCCCUGGACUAG
This is a messenger RNA of Oryctolagus cuniculus (rabbit), 1434 nucleotides long. NCBI's taxonomy places the organism in Eukaryota, Metazoa, Chordata, Mammalia, Lagomorpha, Leporidae. The record is from RefSeq and is a predicted model, not a curated record.